CUCACCCUCGUCCGUCUCCGGCUCCUGCUCCGGAGCCUGCAGCCUCCCGCAGCCGAUGCCGGGGCUCGGACCCCGCACCCCGAGAGUCUUUGUUAAUGGAUGUGGUGGCCCGAGGCACCACGACCCGGCGGAGCAGGUUGAAAAGAUCCGAUGGCAGCACCACUUCGACCAGCUUCAUCCUCAGACAGGGUUCAGCGGAUUCCUACACAAGCAGGCCAUCUGACUCUGAUGUCUCAUUGGAAGAGGACCGGGAAGCAAUUCGGCAGGAGAGAGAACAGCAAGCAGCCAUCCAGCUUGAGAGAGCAAAGUCCAAACCUGUAGCAUUCGCUGUGAAGACAAAUGUGAGCUACUGUGGUGCCCUAGACGAGGAUGUGCCUGUUCCCAGCACGGCCAUCUCCUUCGAUGCCAAGGACUUUCUACAUAUUAAAGAGAAAUACAACAAUGACUGGUGGAUAGGAAGGCUGGUGAAAGAGGGCUGUGAGAUUGGCUUCAUCCCAAGUCCACUCAGACUGGAGAACAUAAGGAUUCAGCAGGAACAGAAAAGAGGACGUUUUCACGGAGGGAAAUCAAGUGGAAAUUCUUCCUCAAGUCUUGGAGAAAUGGUAUCAGGGACAUUUCGAGCAACUCCCACAUCAACAGCAAAACAGAAGCAAAAAGUGACGGAGCACAUUCCUCCUUACGACGUUGUGCCAUCAAUGCGUCCAGUGGUGUUGGUGGGGCCGUCACUGAAAGGUUAUGAGGUAACAGACAUGAUGCAGAAAGCCCUCUUUGAUUUCCUGAAGCACAGGUUUGAUGGGAGGAUAUCAAUAACGAGAGUGACAGCUGACAUUUCUCUUGCUAAGAGGUCUGUCCUAAAUAAUCCCAGCAAGAGAGCAAUAAUUGAACGUUCGAACACCCGGUCCAGCUUAGCGGAAGUACAAAGUGAAAUUGAAAGAAUCUUUGAGCUCGCGAGGUCUUUGCAACUGGUGGUUCUUGACGCUGACACCAUCAAUCACCCAGCACAGCUUAUAAAAACCUCCUUAGCGCCAAUUAUUGUUCAUGUCAAAGUCUCGUCCCCAAAGGUUUUACAGCGGUUGAUUAAAUCUAGAGGAAAGUCCCAAAGUAAACACUUGAAUGUUCAGUUGGUGGCAGCUGAUAAACUUGCACAAUGCCCUCCUGAAAUGUUUGAUGUGAUAUUAGAUGAGAAUCAGCUUGAGGAUGCAUGUGAACAUCUGGGAGAGUACCUGGAGGCAUACUGGCGGGCCACGCAUACCACCAGCAGCACCCCCAUGACCCCGCUGCUGGGGAGGAAUCUGGGCUCCACUGCACUCUCACCAUAUCCAGCUGCAAUGUCUGGGUUACAGAGUCAGCGAAUGAGGCACAGCAACCACUCCACAGAGAACUCUCCAAUUGAAAGACGAAGUCUAAUGACCUCUGAUGAAAACUAUCACAAUGACAGGGCUCGGAAGAGUAGGAACCGCUUGUCUUCCAGUUCCCAGCAUAGCCGAGAUCAUUACCCUCUUGUGGAAGAAGAUUACCCUGACUCAUACCAGGACACUUACAAACCUCAUAGGAACCGAGGCUCACCUGGGGGAUACAGCCAUGACUCCCGACAUAGGCUUUGAGGCUGCCAAUACAAAAAAUAAAAAGUUUUCAUCUGUUGACUAUUUGCCAUAGCACUGCUAGGAUAAACCAAUCAUUUUAACUUGGCAAGCACAGCACAGUACUUACUGUGCUUAUGAGCUGCUGUCAUUUGAUGCUCAGUAAGGGGCAAAAAAAAUGUACAUUAUGCCCUUGAAUUAGAUGGAUAUUAGAUGCCCAAUCAUAUAGAUAUUUUUAAGUGCAACAUUUACAUGAUAACAGUAACUUUUGUUUUCUUCAUAGAUUUAGACACAUCAAUUCGUAGUCUAGAGUACUUAUCAAGGCACAUAUAAAAUAAUUUCCCAUGCUGGAAAUUCCAAAUGACCAGUUCCAGUUGGAACCAAUUUAUAAACCAAUUCCUGUUGGAAUUUGGGUGAAUUGACUAGAAUGUCUACUUGAGCAUGUUGCAAUCAAUUUAAAAAUUGGAAAAAAAAAACCCUAAUUAAUAUGAAAAUCAAAAUACAAAUAGAAGCCAAAACCAGCUAUGGUAUUUAUUUACUGGAAGCUAAAUUUACACUUAAAGUUGGAUAUGUAAACAUUUUAAUAUAUGUCUUGCCAGAAUGGCUUUUCAAACUUACCAAAUAUAUUGAUAGUGCAAAAAAAAAAAAAAAAA
This is a messenger RNA of Octodon degus (degu), 2233 nucleotides long. It is a transcript of the gene Cacnb4, whose product is annotated as calcium voltage-gated channel auxiliary subunit beta 4. The record is from RefSeq and is a predicted model, not a curated record. The coding region runs from base 96 to 1604 and encodes 502 amino acids. Gene Ontology annotation, molecular function: protein binding; high voltage-gated calcium channel activity. The transcript has 14 exons. Gene Ontology annotation, cellular component: voltage-gated calcium channel complex. Lineage: Eukaryota; Metazoa; Chordata; Mammalia; Rodentia; Octodontidae. Gene Ontology annotation, biological process: calcium ion transmembrane transport; chemical synaptic transmission; neuromuscular junction development.